CUCCCGCGAUGUGUAAAUUUUUUAAAUUUUCACUCCCCACUUCCAUUUUCACAACACAAAUCCAUCCCUCCUCUCAAUUCGUCUUCAAUUUCAAUUCACCUUCUUCAUCUCUGCCGCAAAAUAUUCACAGAUCUGAAAAAUGGAGGCCACUUCGCACCUGGAACGAAUGGGCGAAGAACUCAAGUGUCCCAUCUGCUUAAGUCUUUUGAAGUAUGCAGUUUCGCUUACGUGCAAUCACAUAUUUUGCAAUCUAUGCAUCGACAAAUCUAUGAAGUCCGAUUCAACUUGUCCUGUAUGCAAAACCCCUUAUCGGCGAAGAGAGAUUCGUCCUGCACCUCACAUGGAUACUUUAGUGAACAUUUACAAGAGCAUGGAAGUUUCUUCUGGAGUCAACAUACUUAUCACUCAAACAGAACCUCAAACAUCAGGUCACGAGGAUCAAAUAGAGAAUGUGACUGCUUCUAGAAGUAAGACAACCAGCAAAGCCCUUGGAAACACACCAACGACACAAAAUCAGAGAAAAAACAAAGGGAAAACCUUGAAAGGAUCUUUAAAGAAGCCUAAAAGAUGUACUUCAGAUCCUGUGAGACCAUCUUUCCCAAUAAAGAAAAGGAUUCAAGUGCCACAACAUCAUCCACAAGAGACACCAACAAGACCUGCAAAUCCUGAAGGUGGGAAGUCUGAGCUUAUUAAAGAUAGAACUCAAACUAAUGUGGCUGGAUUAGAAGACACAGAUCAUUUACAUGAGAAUGAAGAAAGAAUAUUUUCCCCUUUCUUUUGGCUUAGAAAUGAAGAAGAUAAUGAAGAAACAGUCGAACCUACACCUUUAGAUCCUUUAUAUGUUUCACAAUCAAAUGCUCCAUGCUUCAGUGAUAUCAAGGACUCCCUUGAGGAUCAUUCUUGUCACGUGACCUCAAAGAGUGAUGCCAAUCUUGAUAGUGAAAUGUUUGAAUGGACACAAAGACCUUGCUCUCCUGAGCUUUGUGUAAGUCCAGUGAAGAAGCAGGAGAAAGAAUCUGAUGGAUAUGAUAUGGUCACAGAGAAAGAGACUGAUAACAUGGAAGUGGUUUUACCGAAUUUAUCCUCACUUCAAAAGGUUGACCAUGAAGUUAAAGUCAAAGGGUCCAAGAAGAGAGUUAAAAAGACUAAGGAAAUCAUCCAAAAGAAGAGAGUCAAGAGAGACACAGACAAAAAAGAGAUCACUACACAGCAACCUAUAAAAAGGGCAAAAAAGUCAAAAAACCAAGAUUCAAGUACCAGUAACAAUACCAUAACUGGGACCGACAAAACUAUCAUCUCACAGCUUCCCAUUAAGCCUUCUCUUGUUAAUUGUAAGAUAAAAGCUUGUUCUUCCACAAAACAAACUGAAAAAGAUAAAAUUUCCAAGAAAUUGGAAACUUCUAAAAAGGUGACAUUUUCUACAAACAAAGGGGAUAAGAUCAAACCAGCUGAUGACAUUCCAAGAACUUCUGAAAAUGCUGCUACAAAAAAAAGUGACACUCUGACUGAUAUUUGUUGUGCUUUCUGCCACUCCAAAGAAGAAUCAGAUAUUACUGGAUGCAUGACACACUACCUUAAAGGAAAGCCUAUAACUUUGGAUCAUGAAGGCGCACCAAAUGCCAUACAUGCACACAGCAACUGUACAGAAUGGGCUCCUAAUGUAUACUUUGAAGAUGAUAUUGCUGUCAAUUUAGAAGCUGAAUUUGCUAGAAGCAAGAGGAUUAAAUGCUCUUGCUGUGGAAUAAAGGGAGCAUCUCUUGGCUGUUAUGAGAAAAAUUGUCACAGAAGCUUUCAUUUUCCUUGUGCAAAACUAACACCAGAAUGCAGAUGGGAUAAGGAUAACUUUGUCAUGUUAUGCCCAAUUCAUGCCUCUCAUAAGCUCCCAAAUGAAACAUGUGGUUCUCAACUAAAACAGAAAAAGAAAUGUGUCCCAAAAAGACAGCUGGCAAACACACGUUUGGACCCACAUGGACUAUUCACAAAAGUUGUUCUUUGUUGCUCUGCUCUCACAAAUAUUGAAAAGGAAAUCAUUGUAGAGUUUGAGAAGUUAUCUGGAGUUACAAUACUAAAAACAUGGGAUUUAAGGGUGACACAUGUCAUUGCAUCAGUGGAUGAAAAUGGCGCAUGCAGAAGAACUUUAAAAUAUCUGAUGGGUAUCAUAGAGGGAAAGUGGAUCCUCACUAUUGAAUGGAUUAAGGCUUGCUUGGAGGUCAAGAAACCUGUUGAUGAACAGCUUUAUGAGAUUAAUCUCGAUGUUUAUGGAUUCACUGGUGGUCCUAAACUCGGGCGAUUUAGGCUACUCAACAAGGAACCAAAAUUAUUUAAUGGUUUGAAGUUCUAUUUUACUGGAGAUUUUGUGGCUUCAUACAAGGGAUAUUUACAUGAUCUUAUAAUUGCUGCUGGAGGCACAGUGCUACACAGGAAGCCAGUAAAUUUGAAUGAUGAAAAGCAGUUCUUGAUUUAUAGCCUUGAGAUUCCUGAUAAGAUUAAACUGAAAGAGCGAAAUCUUGUUUUGAGUCAAAGAAAGUCAGAUGCAGAGGCUCUAGCAAGAUCAAGUGGUGGUGUAGCUGUGAGCAACUUUUGGAUCUUGAAUUCUAUUGCUGCUUCUAAGCUUCAAGAUUUUGAUUAGAUAGUUUCUUGUUUACUUUAGUCUGGUUGCAAACAUGUAUAGAAUGUUAUCAUAUGCUUGAAUUUGGUACUAAUUUUGUCAUUUUGGUAAGGUAU
Lactuca virosa is the source of this 2724-nucleotide messenger RNA. The record is from the annotation of a GenBank genome assembly. NCBI's taxonomy places the organism in Eukaryota, Viridiplantae, Streptophyta, Magnoliopsida, Asterales, Asteraceae.